GGGCUGCGGGCGGCCGGGCUCACAAGCGCGGCGGCUGCGGAGCGAGCAGUGGCGGCGGCGGCGGCGGCUCCUGCAUGCGCGGGGCAGAGCCUGCAGCGUGAUCGGGAGCCCGGGCAGGGCGGCCAGCAUGCGGCCCCGCGAUGUCUGAGGCUGGCGGGGGCAGCGCCGCGACCAGUCCGCGUCCCGGGAGCGCGGCCACAGGAAUGAUUGCUGCGUGGGGCGCCUUCUUCUGUGUGUACCUGGUGGGGACCGUCGGCAGCCGCCCGGCGGCCACGCUGCCCGGCUCGGACCCGGAGGACAGGAGCACCCGCAAGCCCACGGAAUAUCUAAGGAGCGAGACUGCCUUUCUGGAAGAAUUGGUGUUUGGAAGUGGAGAUACCAUUGAACUUUCCUGUAAUACCCAGGGCUCUUCUAUGUCUGUUUUCUGGUUUAAAGAUGGUAUUGGGAUUGCACCUACCAACAGAACUCACAUUGGACAAAAACUGUUGAAGAUAAUUAACGUGUCAUACGAUGAUUCUGGGCUGUACAGUUGCAAGCCAAGACAAUCCAGCGAGGUCCUGGGUAACUUUACAGUCAGAGUAACAGAUUCUCCAUCGUCAGGCGAUGAUGAAGAUGAUGAUGAUGAGUCUGAAGAUACAGGUGCUCCUUAUUGGACCCGGCCAGAAAGGAUGGAGAAGAAGCUGCUGGCUGUGCCCGCGGCCAAUACCGUUCGCUUCCGCUGCCCGGCGGCAGGGAACCCCACUCCAUCCAUCUACUGGCUGAAAAAUGGCAAAGAGUUCAAGGGAGAACAUCGCAUCGGAGGCAUCAAAUUACGCCAUCAGCAGUGGAGUCUUGUCAUGGAGAGCGUGGUCCCAUCCGACCGGGGGAAUUAUACGUGUGUUGUGGAGAACAAGUACGGCAGCAUUAGGCACACUUACCAGCUAGAUGUGUUAGAAAGGUCACCCCACCGGCCUAUCCUCCAAGCAGGACUGCCUGCCAACCAGACCGUGGUAGUAGGAAGCGAUGUUGAAUUCCACUGCAAAGUAUACAGCGAUGCCCAACCUCACAUCCAGUGGUUGAAACAUGUGGAAUUCAAUGGCAGUAAAUAUGGACCUGAUGGGACUCCUUAUGUCACAGUGCUAAAGUCUUGGAUCAGUAAAAACGCUGAAGCCGAUGCUAACCUAAAUCUGUUCAAUGUGACAGAACAAGAUGAAGGAGAAUAUCUGUGUAGAGCCAACAAUUUCGUAGGCAUAGCCGAAAAACCAUUUUGGCUCCACAUUCGCAAACCAAAACCAGCUGAAGAGAUAGCGGAAGUGGACAUUGGCUCUGUUUAUGCUGGCGUCCUCAGCUAUGGGACUGGCUCUGUGCUCUUCAUCCUGGCACUUGCCGUCGUGAUUAUUUGGAGGAUGAAGAUGCCAAACAAAAAAGCCAUGAACACCCCCACUGUACAGAAAGUCUCCAAAUUUCCUCUCAAGAGACAGCAGGUGUCACUGGAGUCAAAUUCUUCCAUGAAUUCGAAUACCCCACUGGUCAGAAUCACACGACUGUCAUCCAGCGAUGGGCCAAUGCUGGCUAACGUCUCAGAGCUUGAACUUCCUGCUGACCCCAAGUGGGAACUAAUGAGAUCUCGCCUGACUCUGGGCAAGCCUCUGGGUGAAGGUUGUUUUGGUCAAGUGGUAAUGGCAGAAGCAAUUGGGAUCGAUAAGGACAAACCAAACAAGUCCAUCACUGUAGCUGUCAAGAUGUUGAAAGAUGAUGCCACAGACAAGGACCUCUCUGAUCUGGUCUCCGAAAUGGAAAUGAUGAAAAUGAUUGGGAAACACAAAAACAUCAUUAACCUCUUAGGUGCCUGCACGCAGGAUGGCCCACUCUACGUUUUGGUAGAAUACGCAUCGAAAGGGAAUCUGCGGGAAUAUCUCAGGGCUCGUCGGCCACCCGGCAUGGAUUAUUCCUUUGAUACCUGCAAACUGCCAGAGGAACAGUUAACAUUUAAAGAUCUGGUUUCAUGUGCCUAUCAGGUGGCCCGCGGCAUGGAGUACUUAGCUUCUCAGAAAUGCAUUCAUCGAGACUUGGCAGCCAGGAACGUGUUAGUCACUGAAGACAAUGUGAUGAAAAUCGCUGACUUCGGCCUAGCCAGAGAUGUUCACAACAUCGACUAUUACAAGAAAACAACCAAUGGUCGGCUGCCUGUGAAAUGGAUGGCUCCAGAAGCAUUGUUUGACCGGGUCUACACUCACCAGAGCGAUGUCUGGUCUUUUGGAGUGCUGCUCUGGGAGAUCUUUACUUUGGGUGGGUCUCCCUACCCGGGAAUUCCAGUCGAGGAACUCUUCAAACUCUUAAAAGAAGGCCAUCGCAUGGACAAGCCAGCCAACUGCACUCAUGACCUGUACAUGAUCAUGAGGGAGUGCUGGCAUGCGGUCCCAUCUCAAAGGCCAACCUUUAAGCAGCUUGUUGAAGACCUGGACCGGGUCCUCACUGUAACAUCAACUGAUGAGUACCUUGACCUAUCAGUGCCAUUUGAGCAGUAUUCUCCUGCCUGCCAGGACACACACAGCACCUGCUCCUCGGGAGAUGACUCUGUAUUUGCACAUGACCUUCUGCCAGAUGAGCCAUGUCUUCCCAAACACCAGCAGUGUAAUGGUGUCAUCAGGACAUGAUGACUCAACACACACACAGACGACAAAAAAAAACUCACGAAUGUAGACUUGGGGGAGGCCGAGGACAACGGUAGUGAAGGAUCUUUGAAAGAAACUGCUUGAUAUUUCAAGACGACUUUUGUUGUUGUUGAGCCGUAGAGGGUUGUUUUUUCUUUGUUGGGUUUUUUUCCCCAUUUGCUGUAUAAGAAGUCAAGAAGCACUGUUUGGCCUGAAGGAACUAAUCUCUUGCCAAGAUUAUAUAUAUUUUUUUUUUCCGAAAACAGAAUGUUAAGUCUAUGGGGUGCCGACCUCUUGACCUUCAGUAAUGUAUUAUUGAGUGCCAGAGUUACCGUUCUGUGCCUGCAAUACAAAGAAGAAGAAAAAAUCUUCCUUUUUAAAAAAAAAAAAAAAUGUAAAGAAUGUAGAAAUUCUUUGCUUAUGCAAUCUGUACAUGAACCUUUUUGGUGGAGCUGAAAAGCCACAUUGCCUGCAGGGAUUCAUAUAUUUAUAUAAAUAUCUAUAUUUUUGUUGUUGUUGUUGUUGAUAUGGACUUCAUGUAGAUUUACCCAACUACUUGGAAGGAAUCCUUUUCUUUUUUUUUUUCCUUUUUUUUUUUUCUUUUUUGAAAAAGAAAUAUCUAAAUAAAAUAGUUGUGUCAUCUUAGAGUUAAUGGCAGUGGCUUAGCCAUAUAGGUCAUACCAUGCUUGCACUAGAGCUGGGAGUGACUGGUAUAUACAGAAGAGCAAGUACAUUCCAAACAGAAGGGCCAAUGAAUGGAGGUGAUGUUAAACUGUUCAUUUUUAUGUGUAUGGGGAGGAAAGUGUCAAGGCUGCUGGUAUAAAGGUACCACCUUUCUCCAGGAAAUUGCUAAAUCAUAAUAUCAGGCACAGACUUAUGUCUCUGGUUGUGUAACUUCUUGCGUAUUGGGGAAUCAUGGCCCCAUGAUUUUCUGCAGGCCAUAUCUGAAUUCAGUGGUUUGCCCACGUUUCUGAAGCUAAGGAUUUGGGUACAAUUUACUUUCAUGAAAUGGAUUUGGAUUUUUUUUUUUUUGCCUUUAAAGGGUAAGUUCUAGUGAAGCAUAUACAUAUGUUCAGUAGCUCUCCCCUUUAAAGCGAGCAAGUUGCCUUCAUCUAUCUGCAGUGAUUUGGAGAGAGUAAUUACGGGUACCUGUAGGCAAGAGCCUUUAACUUAUAUCAAAAAGGUUUAUUCCAGAGAAUUGUGUACAUAUCUAUAAAUAUAUACUGUAUAUAUAUAUAAAAGAUUGUAUAAUACUAAUGCAACAAAUCAGUACUGAGAGGGAAAUCUCUCAAAAGAAGAGCAUUGCAAUCUAGGAUAUACUGAUCUGGGCAAAAGAAAAGGUUUUGUUUUAUAUCUUCACAGUUUUGUUUUAAAAAUUGUACCUUAACAUGUAUAUUUGUAAAGUUAUUUAUAGACAUUAACAUAUCUGUUCAUUGGUUUAAAUAGCAUAGUAUUACUGUAAACUUAAAAUUUCACUGAGUUUAAGUAAGUUUUUAACUUAUUAAAAUGGAGAAAAAAUAUAAUCAAGUUUUUCUUUUGUGUUUAUGGGAAAUAUUGAAAAAAUGUAUAGAUGUACAGUCCUUUAACAAAUUACAUUUAAUGUUUUUAUAUACAUACAUACAUAUGUAUAUGUAUAUGUAUUCAUUUUUUUAAAUAUUAGUUUAUCCUGGAUUGCAGUGAGCAAAGGUAAGUUUAUUUUUCAAUACAUCAUCAGUGGUUAAAUCCAAACAAAUAGGAGCAGAGAGGUGAUCUUUACUUAUUUGAAAAAAAAGAUAGGGCCAAGAAUUCUUCCAUCAAUUUAACCACUGUUCAUUAAGGGGGCGUGGGUGUUUAUUUUUCUAUUUUCGAAUGAAGGUAUUCUUUGUGGUUGACUUAAUAACAAGUAUGCAGCAAAGCUAAAUGUUGACUUUGGAUGAUGCACGUUUUUUUUCUUCAUUUGCUGGUACCUUUCCAUUUUGGGGUCUAAGAAAUUACAUGUGGGCGAAAUAGCAAGAGGAGCAACAUUCUGUCUAGGGGAGCUGAAAUGACUGCAUUUUUCUCUUGCAUCUAAUAUAUGUUGAACAAUGCCAAUAAUAUCUAAUUUGCUACAUUGAAAACUGUAGGCGACUUAUGUCCCUGUGUGCCAAACAAACUGCUUCAAAGCACAGAAGCAGGGGGAAAUAUAGUUUGGAGCUAGCAGGCAAUGGCAGAUAUUUUUAUGAGAACAUUUUACCUGCUACCAUGAAGAGGCAAUAUAGUAAUUGCACCCUGAUAUUUUUUUUUUUUUUUCCUGGACAUACUACAUAUCAAUGAUUUAAAAUGACAGGGUGGCUGCAUUUCAUGUUAGCAUUUUUUUUUCUUGGAGCCACAAAGUUUUGGUCAUAAAAGAAAUAAUUUAUAGUUUGAGGUUACUUCAAUGGAAGUUUGAGGUAGAUUUCUAUAGGUUUUGGUUUUUGAGAUUUUAAAGAGAAAAAAAAUGUUGGUAUUUUCUUACAGAGGUUUGCUAAUUGCAUACAUUCCCAGUACCUGAAGCAUUGGUUUUCCAGUACUGAAAAAAGUACAAAACUGUGCAUGAUUUCAAAUGUUAUUAGAUAUUAUAAAUAUAUAUAAUUUAUUGAGUUUUUACAAGAUGUAUCUGUUGUAGACUUGUCGACUUUUUAACAUUUCUUAUUCAAUGCUUAUAUAGUUUUAUAGCCUGGACUGUUAUCUUUAAAAGCUUAAAAAAAAAAAAAAAUAACAUUUCCAACUUUGUUACAUUUUAUACUGUUGAUGUUACAAUCCACAGAUUUGCAUAGCAUAAUUUUUUUAAUGAGCAACUCUGUUCAGUUUAUUUUAAUACUGUAUUUCUUUGCCUGGCAGCAGCAGGUGUGAAAGGUGUGAAAUGAACACUAAAUAAACCUAUUCUGCUUUUGUUAACACGGUGACUUACUUUUACCAAAAUAAUAAAAAGAAAUGACUUGUUGA
Messenger RNA from Alligator mississippiensis (American alligator), 5576 nucleotides. RefSeq names its product fibroblast growth factor receptor 3 (gene FGFR3). Lineage: Eukaryota; Metazoa; Chordata; Crocodylia; Alligatoridae. Bases 141 to 2636 code for a protein of 831 amino acids. Gene Ontology annotation, biological process: positive regulation of MAPK cascade; positive regulation of kinase activity; protein phosphorylation. Gene Ontology annotation, cellular component: signaling receptor complex; membrane. Gene Ontology annotation, molecular function: fibroblast growth factor binding; fibroblast growth factor receptor activity; ATP binding. The record is from RefSeq and is a predicted model, not a curated record. The transcript is spliced from 18 exons.